Molecule: messenger RNA, 2026 nt
Organism: Gossypium raimondii (Peruvian cotton)
Lineage: Eukaryota; Viridiplantae; Streptophyta; Magnoliopsida; Malvales; Malvaceae
Exons: 10
Coding region: 129-1469 (446 amino acids)
Biological process (GO): intracellular transport
Source: RefSeq, a predicted model, not a curated record
UGAAAGUCCCUCUCCACUUCCUUUUAGCCUGAAACAAAAGCCAUCCCCCCCAAAAAAUUAAUUUCCGUUUUGAACCCUAAAAAUCCCUUUUUUUCCCUUAAACCUCAAUUGAACCGCUCAAUCUCACCAUGAACGGUACGAAAAGAUUUGCCUUAUCGAGCUCGGCUGCCGAUGCCAAUGAUUCUGCUUUCCGCAACAAAAGAAUAAUGGCAGGAUAUCCUUUUGAUCCUCAAAGGGCAGAACCAUCUCAACAGCAGCCGAAUGCAACACCAGCAUUAGACCCACAGCGAGCUGAGUUGUCUCGGCGGCAUGUGAAAGCUCUCAACAUCCAAUUUGCAAGUUGGGUGCAAUCACAACUGAAGAAUCACCCUGAUGAGCUUUGGCAAGAUGGUGUUAGUGAUUACCUAAGUCAUGCCUCACACAUUAUGGACAAGUUCAGUGAUGUUGUCAAUUGGCUCAAAGCGAAUGCGGCUAAUGGUGACAGUUUGUCUGCUGCUGAAUCCCAUAAAAAUGAAAGCAAAAAUGUUCCUGAAACCAAAAAUACUGAGAAUAAGUUUUUUCAAGGGAAAAUUGGAUUCACUCCAACCAGCACAACUACAAGCCUUAUUCCAGGCUCUACAACUCUGAGUUUUUCUCCAGGCACUACAACCAUGAGCUUUUCUCCAGGCACCACAGCUGGGAUGUUUUCUCUGAACACUACAACUACACGCUCGACUCCAGCUGAUAUGACUAAAAAAUUUCCUCCAUUGGGUACAACUACUAGCUUUACCUCGGCUAGUUCAACUACAAGCUUCACUCCAGUUGGUCUGACAACAAGCUCAAUGGCAGCUGGUUCAAACUCAAGCUUUUCAUUUGGCCUUUCAACCGCAAAUUUUACUUCCUCCAGUACAACAAAUAGCUUUACUUCAUCUAAUAUGACUUCAGGCUUUGCAUCUCCUUGGAGCACUGGAGCAUUCUCUAAUAGUCAGAGCCCUUUCUUGUUUGGAACUCAGAGCUCAGUUUCUGUGGACAACAAUGCAGCAGAUGAUGCAGAUGAUGAAAAUGAGUUGCCACGGCCAAGCAGUCCAUCAGUGAAGAAGUCGGAAGAGAAGGGUAUUGUUGUUGUUCAUGAAGUCAAAUGCAAGCUUUAUGUCAAGUCAACUGAUCCAGAAGAUAAAGAUUCAUGGAAAGAUAAAGGCACUGGGCAACUUUCCAUAAAAUGCAAAGAGGGUAUCAGCAAGGGUUCGAAAGAUUCCAAGCCAACAAUCGUUGUUCGAAAUGAGGUGGGAAAGUUGUUACUAAAUGCAUUGCUAUAUCCUGGGAUCAAAACAAGCGCACAAAAGAAUUCCCUUGUUGCAAUAUUUCAUACCUCGGAUGAAGGUGGCGAUAACCAAGAGGUAGUGGCCCGUACCUUCUUAAUUAGAACAAAAACAGAGGAUGACCGAAACAAACUGGUAACAGCAAUCCAAGAGUAUGCACCGGCGUCGUAACUAAAACAGAACGUGGAACUCGUCCUAUUUGUAAUCAAAGGGAUCCUUUGCUCAAAGGAAUUGUUGCACUUGACAUUGUAUGAUCAUCAUACCCAGGUUCCAUCUUUCAACACUUGUCUCAUGUAUGUUAAACGUGUGGGUUAUACUUUAAAUCAUAUUAAUCCCACUUGGAUAAUACUCAAAAUCACAUCAAACCCGCAUAUGGACUCCAUAAUAAGAUAGCAAGUUGUGUAGUUACAGGUACAGGAGGUCAACCAUGAUUUAACUUGUUCCCUUUAGAUGUGCAUGGAGAGAGGCCUACAUCAAGUCAUUUGGUUUGUUGAAUUUAACUUCAUAGGUUAAGGCGGUUAAAGCCUAGAACUGCCAAACGGCGACAACCUUCGUAACUUGGUCAACAAUCUUGGCCGAGCUACGAAACAUAAAACAACUUGGCCGAGAUUCACGGUGUGUCAUUAAAUACCUUUUAGGUAUCAAUUAUCAAAUAGUUUAUGCUUUGUAAAUAAUUUAGAUAUUUUGAACAAUUUUUUAAUUAUUAUAUAAAUAUAUUUUUACGUGUA